AUGUCAGCACCCACAACCAGGCGCAAUCGAGCCCUCGCCUCAUGUGAACCUUGCCGAGAGAGGAAAACUCGAUGCGAUCACGGCAGACCAGUCUGUGCCUCCUGCCGGCGUCGUGGCUUCGACUCUCGGUGCUACUACCAUCCUGCCCCCCUGACUAAACAUCGAAGUGCAAGUGCACAAAGACUGGCCGUGCCUACGCCAUCCCAACCAACCAUUGCUGCACCACCAUGGAGCAGGACCAGUGCAAAAUAUCCCGGACGCUCUGCGGCUGGACCGCCCAAAUUCCACACAUGGCCUUUUAUGUCGACCGUCUCGGACAGUGGGACCCUGCCAGACACUCCCUUGCCGGGCUCGCAUGACAGCAAGGCCUAUGAGGCCCACCUAGCCACCAUGAAGGAGAUUGUGUCUCAGUUGAGAUACCUUCCUGUCAUUGAAAAGUGUCUCCAUCAGUACUACUCUGCUAAGCAUAACUCACUUGUACCGAAACCAGUCGUUCUGCACCUUCUCAAAGCGCUCCGUAAAGAUCUAGUAUCGUCGGGCUAUAUCCUUGGAGAAACGGGAGAUCGCGUUGAGUUGGGCGAUAUUUCGCGGUUAUCAGAAUCUGUACUGCUCUCUUCCUCUACAGAGGUUAUCAUCACCGCAUCCUUGGACCUGCAUGGUUUCUUAGCCUUGUUCUGUGGCCCGAAUCUUCGAGUCGAGACUCUCGGUCUUUUGUAUACUAUGGCUGCCCGUGCUUCGGCUUUUUUCGUUGACCGCGACGAGGGUAAGGAUGCCGGAUUUGUCCCAGACAUGGUUUGGUAUAGCACGGUGACCUUACGACUAGCUCGGGACCUUGCACCCCAGUCAAACGACGUCAUUAUAUGGUUGGCGAAUGAAAAUGGACAGCUCAGGUCAUUCCUUGAAGGAGAUACGAGCCUCGGUGUGUGGCGUCUGGUGGGCGAUCUCUCGACCGAUUUAUUGGCUCUGGGCUUGAACAGGGAAGCGACAUAUUCCCCUGAAAGAACCCCGUUCUUCCUUGCAGAGUGCCGGAGGAGGUGCUUUGUGACUGAAUAUUACCUGGAGAAGAUGUUUGGCCUGAUGUUCAAUCUACCUCCUCGCAUGACCUCUCGAUAUGUGGACGUCAAGCUCCCCCUUGAUUUGUCAGAUGACGAACUUUUUGCCCAAACUCCCCAGGAACUAGAGGAUGCAAAAAGUCGACUCACAGAAGAUGGCUGGAACACAGAUGGGAACCUUAGGGCAGCAACCUGGGCUCGAUUGCGCUAUAUUCUGAGUCAGUUUCGGGAAGGAAUUGUGGAAUAUCAUUUUCAAGCAUCACAGGCAGCUGACCCUGCCCAGCUCAGAGAAUUGUCUUCUCGAUGUCGGCAGACGUGGGAUAACCUGCUUCCCCACCUAAGGUAUACUCAGGACUGUUGGGAAUCCGACAUGCCCCUGAGCACUUGUUAUAUGCACGCGAAGGUUCAUCUAGCCUAUCUCCAAAUCCAUUUCCAGAUAUACCACCUUCUUGGGGAGAAUAGCUCAACUCCGCUUCCCGAGCUGCUGGACGUGUCUGCAAACAUUCUGGAGACAGUGGUUCAGAUGGGAAAUACCCGCGGAAAGGGCGCCUUUACCUUGCAUGAUCUACCUGAAAUCCUUCUGGCCUGCGGCUUGCCGUCUGCCGCAGUCCUCCUAACUACACUAGAGAACAAUACGCAAGAUACUUCAAGUACCCUUCCGCCUGGCAUAAAGACAUCAGCCGUGAUUCGCAAUGUUUCCGUCCUUACGUCGCAACUCGAAAGGGUGGCUAGUUCGCGGGAAAGAAAUCAAGCCUUCUGCUUGCAGGCGGCAAAGGCCAUCACGAAGAAAUUGGACAAGAUUUUGGACAAGCUUGCGACGUCAGAGUUUCAGGCUCGGACAGUUCCUGAUGUUGCGACAAGCGUUGACGUAAUGGGCUCGAUGCCGACUCCGACCCCUGAUCUUGACACUUCCCUCACUGGUGGAGGGGGUGCUGGAGAUGGGGAUGGGGAGAUUGGUGCUUUUAAUCUGGACGACUACGAGAAUCUCGAUCUAAUGUCUUGGGCAAUCGAUUUUGACCUUGGAAACACGGCCAGCGACUGGACAAUGAUGUAA
Messenger RNA from Aspergillus homomorphus CBS 101889, 2106 nucleotides. RefSeq lists its product as uncharacterized. Gene Ontology annotation, molecular function: DNA binding; DNA-binding transcription factor activity, RNA polymerase II-specific; zinc ion binding. Gene Ontology annotation, cellular component: nucleus. The transcript is spliced from 4 exons. The coding region runs from base 1 to 2106 and encodes 701 amino acids. Gene Ontology annotation, biological process: DNA-templated transcription; regulation of DNA-templated transcription. The record is from RefSeq and is a predicted model, not a curated record. Lineage: Eukaryota; Fungi; Ascomycota; Eurotiomycetes; Eurotiales; Aspergillaceae.